This is a messenger RNA of Rotaria sp. Silwood1, 1143 nucleotides long. Lineage: Eukaryota; Metazoa; Rotifera; Eurotatoria; Philodinida; Philodinidae. The record is from the annotation of a GenBank genome assembly.
AUGAUGAAAAAACUUGAUUAUGUUAAUUUACCCGGCAUUGUUAAUGAUCAACCGGAUUGUUUUGAAACACCUGAUUAUCCAGUAAAUGAACAAUUUCAUGAAGUUGGACAUGAUCAUUCAGAUGCUGUUAAUCAAUUUGAUAUUAAUGCAAAAGAAGUUCAUGAUUCAUUAAAUGGAAAAUAUCUUAAUGGAAAAGUAGCGGAUUUUUCUGAUAGCUCAAUUAAAGCUCGUGGUUAUGUUCAACAUGGCAUUUAUCAAAAUUAUGCUGAACAUGAAACUGAAACUCCGAUCGAACGUUACAAACGUUUAAUGGCUGAAUUACAAGAAUUAGAAGAAGAAUUUAAUCGAGCAUCAAAAGAAGGUUUAAGUAAAGAAGAAAGUGAAAAUUUAAGUACUCUUAUUCAGCAUAUCCAACAAUUACAAGAACAUACAUCUAAAGUUUAUGGAGCUAAAUUUCUUUUAAGUGGACGUGAUACAAGUUCAUUACUUACAAAAUUAGCAGCAUCGAAACAAGAAGCAAAACAAACAAACGCAGGACAAAAGAAUUCUGAUACAUUUAAAUUAUAUAUUAAUCCUGCGACAGUUGCAAGUUCAUCCACGUCAACUUUUCAACUUUCGGAAAUCGAACAAAAAAUAUCGAAACUUGAAAAUUUAGUUGGCCUUAAUGAACAACAACCAAUUGAAUCGAAAUCUUUAUUAAGUUCACUUGAACAAUUAACAACUCGUAUUAAUUUACUUGAUGGAACAAAUGUUGAUCAUAUUGAUAUGAAAUUAGCAAAUGUUCUUUCACGUUUAAAUGCAAUUAAUGAUAAAAAAACACUUGUUGACGAACAAGAUAAACAAAGCAAAGCUGUAGAAUUAUUCGAUAUGAUGUCACGAUGGGAAUCAAUGGCAGCAAGCUUACCAAUUAUUCAACAACGUUUAAUAGCUCUUAAUGAACUUUAUCAACAGGCUUUUCAAUUCAGCACAGCACUUUCACAUUAUGAAGCUGAACAACAAGCAUUAAAAACUUCACUUGAUGCAAAUGAUCAUCUUUUAAAACAAUUAAAAACAACAUUUGAAUCGAAUCUUGUUUCACUUCAAAGUCAACUUAAUAAUAUCGAUCAAAAAUUAGUUACAAGUGGAAAUCUUAAAAAGAAAUAA